AAUUAUAGACUGUAUCAAUCUUCAAUCAAACAGAAUUACAUCCUUGUAGGCAAAGAAAUGAUCCUAAAACGAAAAGUUCACUUGUCGUCUCGUUUGUUUCGGUUUACAAAUAUUUCUUCAUCAUUUCUCUACUGCACUCGAUGGUCCACUCGAGGAAUCGAUCUGCAAAUCAUCUUUGCUCCAAUUAAGCCCAGGUCUUCGGGUCACUUGACGCAAUUACAGGGCUGGACAAUCACCGCAAGAGGAAUCGCCAGCCACUCGGACCCGGCAAUAAAGGAGCUUAAUUUAAAAUUUAAACCCUUUUUGCUGGAGGCGGCGACCGCAACGUUUCCUGUCCCAUUCCUCAGUCCCGACCCAGGAUGCACUGAUGAAAAAAAUAUUUUUUUUUGCCCUUCCGGCUGCGAGGCUCGGACGGAGAGCGAUCAAGGAGCAGGAGCGACAGCGGGAGCAGUGGCCAGGACGACAGCAGGGCAAAUAAUUUUUACAAAUUAUACGCUCACAUGCCAACUGCAAAAGGAAAGACAAACAGAAAUCGAGGAGGCAAAAAAUUAUAUAAAAGAAGCGAGAGGCAGCAAUCGGGCGAUAUCCUUGGAGAAAAGGCAAUAACAAGUCGGUUCGAUGAUUGGGUCCGCUGCCGGACUCCGACUCGAUUGACUGCACCAAUAAUAACUUCAAACAAUGGGCGGCCAAGUAGUUUUCCCCCUUUCCGAGCUCUUUUUUUUGCCAGUUCCGCAGUCGGCCAUGUUUGUUUAAUUUUUUCCACCGCUGCGUCUUGAUUCGCUUUUUUAUACGCUACUCAAGAGGGUACAUUGCUU
Molecule: messenger RNA, 815 nt
Organism: Drosophila simulans
Lineage: Eukaryota; Metazoa; Arthropoda; Insecta; Diptera; Drosophilidae
Exons: 2
Coding region: 58-606 (182 amino acids)
Source: RefSeq, a predicted model, not a curated record